This is a messenger RNA of Funneliformis caledonium, 549 nucleotides long. NCBI's taxonomy places the organism in Eukaryota, Fungi, Glomeromycota, Glomeromycetes, Glomerales, Glomeraceae. The record is from the annotation of a GenBank genome assembly.
AUGUAUAAAGUUUAUCAAUAUCAAAUGGUUUUAAUGCAUGCAAUUUUCAUAAUUGUUGGAGGAUGGGCUUACUAUACGUGGUUAAAAGAAGUAACCAUGUUUAAUGUUACCGCAAAAUCAUUUGGAAUAGAAAAAAAAUAUUCGGUUUGGCCCGUAUACAUUCCCGAUCAAAUAAUAUAUUUGCUUUCACUGGGAUUCAUACUUAGAGCUAUAAGAGAAGAAUUAAGAUGGAUUAUGAAUAUUUUAUUACUAAUCAACAUUUUGGAAAUUGGAAGUAUUUUAUAUAGGUUAAUCGUAUGGUGUCCUGAUGAUUUAUUGAAUUCCAAUGAAUUUGGUAGAUGCAAGUUUAAAAAUAGAAUUAAAUAUGUCACUGAUUAUACGAUCAUAUUCAUAGUCGUGAGGUAUGUUGAAAUUCCACCAGAAUAUAAUUAUAAUGACGAUAUUCCAAGAAGAAGAAAAGAUGUUAUUGGACGCUUAGCUGAUCGUUCGGAUUUCAAUUUCAGAUACCCGCCAUUUUCAGGCGAAAAUCUUUCAAACCUUCCUUGGUAA